Saccoglossus kowalevskii is the source of this 823-nucleotide messenger RNA. RefSeq lists its product as uncharacterized. NCBI's taxonomy places the organism in Eukaryota, Metazoa, Hemichordata, Enteropneusta, Harrimaniidae. The record is from RefSeq and is a predicted model, not a curated record.
CUUUUACCUAGGUACCAAUAUCACUCACUAGCCAAAAAAGAAACUGGACUGAGGCAGAAGAUGCUGCACUAGUGGAAUUCAUUUCUUUGUAUUAUUGCACAGAAAAUGAUGAUUCAUGGCCGAAUACAAGAAUGAAGAUUUCUGGGGAAAAUGUGCAGCAGCAAUUUCUUACAGAACAAAGCAACAAAAAAGGGGAGGAAAAUAUGCAACGAGUUGGAAAAAAGUAGACCCUGAUCUACCAUUUUAUUACUGGUGCGCGAAUGAGGAUAGAUACCAAACAGGUCCACUUCCUUCAUUUAAUGCUCCAUCAAAAAAAGGAGUUGAACGUUUAGAUCGUGUGCGAAUUUCAAGAAGAGCAGAUCCAGGAGUUUUCCAUGCAAACUGUGCAAAUCUUCCACAAAGGGGAACACUAAGUGUGCGUGCACAGUUUCACAAUAGACCAGAGCCCCUACCACCUCCCCCUAUUCGUCAAAUGUAAUUGUGUAUAUUUCUUGCCUUGGCAGUAGGGAAAAAUGGAAAAGUGCUAAGGUAUGCUGACCCCCCCAAAAAUGAAAAUUGUGUAAAAUGUACUGGAUGUAUCUUGAGUUUCUUUACAUUACAUUGAGGAAAGUCACCCUGGUUUUUAUUUCAUGAAACACUAAAUGUUACACUAGCUGGCACACCAAAGUAUCUGUAAAUCACAACUAUGUGUUGCUUUUAAACCAGUGAAAUAAACUUACCCAAACAAACUUAUUUUUUCAUGUUUAGUGAGAUGCUUCAUGUCAGAUAAAAAACUGGGGUGACCUUCCACGUGAAAAGGAGGGCGGGAGGUCAGAUUAUCUUU